Setaria italica (foxtail millet) is the source of this 659-nucleotide messenger RNA. RefSeq lists its product as uncharacterized. The coding region runs from base 36 to 467 and encodes 143 amino acids. The record is from RefSeq and is a predicted model, not a curated record. NCBI's taxonomy places the organism in Eukaryota, Viridiplantae, Streptophyta, Magnoliopsida, Poales, Poaceae. The transcript has a single exon.
GGUUGCUGAGCGGAAAGUCAUUUUAUUUCAACGUGAUGAGCGACAGCCUUCACCUGGUGGACAACGGCGGUGAGUUGCUGUUGGUGCACCGAACGCUGCAAUACUAUGAAUAUGAUCAAGAUCACGAAAAUGAUGAUGAUGAAAGUUAUGACGGCACGUACGAGAGGAACUACGAGGUUUACAGAGUGGAUUUGGACGCCGGCAUCCUGAUCCCGGUCAAGGGCUUAAACAGGCGCGCCGUGUUCAUGGGCAUGAGCCGUGCAAUCUCUGUAUCGGCGGCAGAUGCCUUUCCCUCUGCCACUCCUAACACCAUCUAUCCUGGGGUUGAUUGUGGCAUGGAGACCUGGGAGUACAAUGUUGCAGAUGGAAGCAAAGAACCUUGGCACUAUUGUCCGUUAGGCCCGCGUACUGCUGUGGACUGUCUCCGCAUCUGCAUCCAGGGCGACGGCACCGAUUUACUUGCCUGAGUUCAGGGGAUUCUAUUUGGUGCACUCCAGUUCUGAAGCUGUUUCUUUUCUUCAGAGGAUUUUCAGUACUCAUUUGCAAAGGAAAACAGAUGUAAUAGUAAUAAUGUUAUGGAGGUUUAUUGUAUGUUGCCAUUAAGCAUAUGUACGCCAAAUAAUUUAUUUGUUUGAUAUUUGUUGUCCUAUUUUAUUUAA